AUGUCCUCAAACCGAGAUUUUGAUGAGAACGUCUGCUACGAGUCUUCGUCUGAUCAAGACCUCGCUCUGCUAGACCCAGCCUCCCCUUCCAUCGUAUCAGAUAACGACAUCAUCGAGGCACAUCAAAGCAAGUGCGCAAUCUGCCACCUCGAGUUCUCUUGCACUAAUGUUGCAGCCCAAGACCGUAUCUCGCACUUUCAGAAAUGCUGGGCAAGGUUCGGAGAUGAUCUUUGCAAGAAGAAACGCCUAACUUAUCAAUAUCCCGCGAUGGAGAGUUUGGUUUCGAGACCUGGACACUCUCUAUCGUCCCUUUCACCGGACGGGGGACAUGGCGAAGCGAUCUCCGAGAUACUUCACAUCGACGGCGAGGAAACUUCGCACCCAAUCCAGUCUGCUGUAAAAAUGCCCCUUACAAGCUGCCUCCUCUGCAAAUACGACUUUACUCAUCAUCGCGACAAACUUGAUGGUUUACAUCACCUUAUGAGAUGCAUGAAUCUACUCCAGCCCCCGAAUUGCCCUAUCUGUCUUGAACGAUUCCACGACGAGAAAGGCAGAUGGUGGUUCAAAAAAGACAUGAUAUGGCAUCUACACAAUUGUCAGCACGGCGGCAGCUUAGGUGUCAUUGCACGGGACGACUUUGAGGCAUCACUUGCGGCAUUGUGUGCUAGGUCGGAGGUUGUAGAGCGGACUUUGAUGAGAGACUUCGGUAUCAAGAGGCACUGGGAUGGACGACAGCAUCGAGCACAUUAUACUACGACGAGAUCUGCAGGGCAAGAGCAGGGAGGAGGCGUGUACGUUGCUGGUAAUUCACUCUUGCGGAAGGGUAUUCGAUUUGAUGAAGAGGGUAGCCUCGAGAUCACGACUUGCAAAAAGUCUACAGAUCCGGCUGUUACUGCCUUGGGACAUUUCCGUCGUUUUUCUUUCUCUGUUCUGAAGACAUCAGAGUGGGAGAACCUGCCAGAGGGUUUUCGUGUCGAGACGGUCUCCAGCAAGACCAUUCCUCCUCCCCCUACUCUUCCACUUCGGCCUACAUCCUUGGUUCCAAGGAUAGAAUCAGAAGCCAUCGAUUUUGAGAAGGAUGAUACCAUCCAUGAGUCAACCUCGUUGCCGUUGCAGUCACAGGAGAUGGGCGGAACUACAGAGCCUGGGCAACUCCUACAGUCACUUGUAUUUCCCGAAUAUCUCUCAACUCCCAAGGUCUUUGAAACGACUACAGCUCCAGAUGUCCAAGAUUACAUGCUACUGUUAGGACUACCGCCGCGCACUCCCUUCCUGCCACAGUUCGUGUCGGAAAAGUCUUGGUCCACAAAACUACAGGAAGGUGCAAAGCGAAAAGAAGUCGUAGAGCCACCCGAAUCACACUUAGUUGCGAAGUUCCAAGAGACUCCAAAGUCAAAAAAAACCGAUGCUUCGAAUCAAUUACAAAAUCCUUCUUUGGACAUACACCAAGACUCGAAAGCACUUCCUGGAAGCGUUGCCAUGUUAUACACCGCUAACUUACGAUCACUCGGCGAAGCACCAAUAGUCACAAAGAAGUUCUCGAAGUCGCACAAAGGUCUCGACUCUUUAGCUCGACCGCCUCGAGAACUGCAAGCAAGGGUCACAGUCGCAGUGCCAAACGCUACUCACCUCUUCCCUAAUCGAAAGCGUAACUUCUCAGCACCGGUAGAGAUUGAGAGAAAACAGGUUGUAUACGCACAUACCAAGUUUCUUCCGAACAAUAGGCUCAUUGUGUUUGGAGAGGGCAUUGUACCGCCACGCCCUAGUCUAUAG
Messenger RNA from Dothidotthia symphoricarpi CBS 119687, 1773 nucleotides. RefSeq lists its product as uncharacterized. Bases 1 to 1773 code for a protein of 590 amino acids. NCBI's taxonomy places the organism in Eukaryota, Fungi, Ascomycota, Dothideomycetes, Pleosporales, Dothidotthiaceae. The transcript has a single exon. The record is from RefSeq and is a predicted model, not a curated record.